UGAAGCUGGCAAUAGAAAAAUCAGGAAAGAUAAUCCAACGAAGACGACGAAGAUUAGAUAUGGAUAGAAUUGUAGACGUGUGCAAGACGUGAUGCGACAUCUCUCAAGCUAAAGGAACAAGGAGAAGUAGAUAACAGUUUGAAGGAAUUCUCACUGAUAUUACCAAGUUAUGAGAGGAAGAGACGUUCUGCUUCUUCUAUGCCUGGCGGUUAUCGGCCUGCUCGGAACGUCCGCUUUUGGCACCACAGUGACUUACGAUCACCGAGCUUUGGUUAUUGAUGGAAUGCGGAGGCUUCUAUUCUCAGGCUCCAUUCAUUACGCUCGCAGCACUCCUGACAUGUGGCCAGAUCUAAUUCAGAAGUCCAAGGAUGGAGGAUUGGAUGCAAUUGAGACCUAUGUGUUCUGGAAUAUCCAUGAGCCUGUUCGUAAUCAGUACGAUUUUGAAGGGAGAAAAGACUUGGUGAAAUUUAUAAAUUUGGUCCGUGAAGCUGGUCUGUUUGUCCAUCUUCGUAUCGGCCCUUAUGCUUGUGCUGAAUGGAACUAUGGAGGUUUCCCACUCUGGUUGCAUUUCAUACCUGGAAUCAAGUUCCGGACUGACAAUGAGCCAUUCAAAGCAGAAAUGAAGCGAUUCACAGCCAAGAUUGUGGAUAUUAUGAAGCAAGAAAACCUUUAUGCAUCCCAAGGAGGACCAAUUAUUUUAUCUCAGAUUGAGAACGAGUAUGGGAAUAUUGAUGCGUCCUAUGGAGCUGCUGGCAAAUCAUAUAUGAAAUGGGCAGCUUCUAUGGCUAUAUCUUUGGAUACAGGGGUGCCCUGGGUGAUGUGCCAACAAUCUGAUGCGCCUGAUCCGAUAAUUAAUACUUGCAAUGGAUUUUACUGCGAUGGAUUUACUCCAAAUUCUAAAAACAAACCGGCUUUGUGGACAGAGAAUUGGAGUGGCUGGUUUAGUACAUUUGGUGAUGCUAUUCCACAUAGACCAGUUGAAGACAUUGCAUUUGCUGUUGCUCGUUUUUAUCAGCGAGGUGGCACGUUCAACAAUUAUUACAUGUAUCAUGGUGGGACCAACUUUGGUAGAACCACUGGUGGGCCUUUUAUCACCACAAGUUAUGAUUAUGAUGCUCCAAUUGAUGAAUAUGGACUUAUUCGCCAGCCUAAGUGGGGACACUUAAAAGAUGUCCAUGCCGCUAUAAAACUUUGUGAAGUGGUAAUUCUGGCCACUGAUCCAGUAACUACGUCACUUGGUCCAAAUUUGGAGGCCACCGUGUACAAUACAGGACCAUAUCUAUGUGCUGCUUUCCUUGCAAACAUUGAUACUCAGUCUGAUGCAACUGUGAGCUUCAAAGGAAAUUCAUACUACUUACCUGCAUGGUCCGUGAGCAUCUUACCCGACUGUAAGCAUGUUGCACUUAAUACUGCAAAGAUUAACUCGGUAACUAGCAUUCCCGAAUUUGUGUACCAUUCUCUGAAGGACAAUGUCGAUGCAUCUGAAGCAGCCUUAUCAAGCUGGAGUUGGUUUUCUGAACCAGUUGGGAUCUCAAGUGACAAUGCAUUUUCUAGAAAUAGCCUAUUGGAGCAAAAAAGUGUUACAGCAGAUAGAAGUGAUUAUCUGUGGUAUUCAACAAGCAUUAAAAGUGUAGGAGAUGAGGUUUUCCUUGACAAUGGUGCUAAAACCACACUUCAAGUUGAUUCUAAUGGACAUGUUGUCCAUGUUUAUAUUAAUGGAAAGCUUGCAGGGAACGGAAAAGGAAAUAAUGGGCAUCCGAAAGUUUCCAUCCAGGUUCCCAUCACACUUGCACCUGGAAAGAACAAAAUUGAUCUCCUGAGUUUGACCGUUGGCCUUCAGAAUUAUGGAGCAUUCUUUGACUUGACGGAAACUGGGAUAACUGGUCCAGUGAUACUGAGAAGUUCGAGCAAUGGCUCUUCUAAUAUUGAUCUCUCCUCUCAUCAAUGGACAUACCAGGUUGGACUAAGAGGUGAAGCAUUAGAUCUCCCAAAUACUGCUGGUUCUUCUUCAUCAUCAUCAGUUUGGACAUCUGGUUCAACCUUACCCAAGAACCAACCCUUGAUUUGGUACAAGACUAGCUUUGAUGCCCCUCCUAGUAGAAAGAAUCAUACUGAUCCAGUUGCAAUAGAUUUCACGGGAAUGGGAAAGGGAGAGGCGUGGGUAAAUGGAGAAAGUAUAGGGCGUUACUGGCCAACCUACAUUGCUCCAAAUGAAGGAUGCAGUGUGUCUUGUAAUUACAGGGGUGUGUACAGUCCGAGCAAAUGUCAGACGAAUUGUGGGAAGCCCUCUCAAAGACUGUACCACGUACCUCGAUCAUGGCUAAAACCGAAAGAAAACACACUGGUGUUGUUUGAGGAGAUAGGAGGGGAUCCUAGUAAAAUAUCAUUUGCGACAAGGAUUGUCAAAAGUAUGUAAUGUUGAAGAGUAGUAGAAAAGAGUGAGUAAGUGUAAUGUAGUAGACUGAACAUGCUUAUUCUUAUAUAUAUGCACUACAACAAUGAGAAUAUUACAUUACAUAAUUAUUAUAAAUUAAAGUGACUUUUGUUUUA
Molecule: messenger RNA, 2550 nt
Organism: Impatiens glandulifera
Lineage: Eukaryota; Viridiplantae; Streptophyta; Magnoliopsida; Ericales; Balsaminaceae
Product: beta-galactosidase 8-like
Exons: 19
Coding region: 170-2416 (748 amino acids)
Biological process (GO): carbohydrate metabolic process
Cellular component (GO): vacuole; cell wall
Molecular function (GO): beta-galactosidase activity
Source: RefSeq, a predicted model, not a curated record